AUGUCUCCAAUCACCAACUCCGCGACCUCUACAGCUGGCGCUAUGUUAGACCCCGACAUCAUAUCCUCUCACCACACAGAGAACCAGGGGUACGUUGGCGCCGUCAUCCCCUUCGUCGUUCUCAUGUUCAUCAUCGGCGCUCUGUGGCAUCGCAUGGGUUGGCGCGAGCAAACUAUUGGUUGGCUCGAUGCGAAGUUCGGGCAGCGCCUUCGGGAGAAGGCUCGCGCCAGAGAGGAUAUGAUCGAACGCAAGGAGCGUGAGCAGAAGCGACUAGAUGAACUCUUCAGGCUCUCAUCACGGCCUCAUGGCGCUGGAAUGGCCUAG
This is a messenger RNA of Westerdykella ornata, 324 nucleotides long. RefSeq lists its product as uncharacterized. NCBI's taxonomy places the organism in Eukaryota, Fungi, Ascomycota, Dothideomycetes, Pleosporales, Sporormiaceae. The transcript has a single exon. Bases 1 to 324 code for a protein of 107 amino acids. The record is from RefSeq and is a predicted model, not a curated record.